AGAAGAAAGAAACAGAGAGAGAGAGAGAGAGAGAGAGAGAGAGAAGCACUUUACCACUUUUAUACGCAGAAGCAGCACGCAUCCAUCUUAACAAAAACACAAACUACAAACAAAGUGUGUUGUGUUUGUUGUUCAACACAAACCAGCAACAACAUUAGAAACUCUCUCUCUCUCUCUCUCUCACACACACACAUUCAUUCAUGUCUUUCUCUAUUCACUUCUUCAACUCCAUUAACAACAAUCUCAACAUGUCACACAACAUCACACAAAACAACAAACUUUAAGAUGAAGGACAUGCCCUUACCUUUUGAGGAAUUUCAAGUGAAGGGAGGAGUGUUAGAUUAUUUCUCUUCAUCUUCAAAUUCAGCUUCAGAUUCAUUUUCAUUGCUUUUGAAUCAACCACAAGAGCAACAAAAUCAACAAAAUUGGACAUUGGUUAAAGAAGAUUAUUGCUAUGUGGAGCCCACUUCUGUUCUUGAUUCAAGAAGAAGCCCUAGUCCUCCAAUUUCAUCUUCAACAAUGUCAUCUUCUCUUGGUAGUGGUAGUAAUAAUGGUAAUAGUUCAAACAAUAACAACACUUCAAUGGUAGUUGUUUCUGAGAAUCUUGCUCCUAAUCUUUCAAAUGAAGAAAGUUUGGAGAAUAGUGGUGAAAAAUGUGAUGGUAUGAGAAUGGAGGAUUGGGAGGGACAAGAUCAGUCACUUUUAAGGUUAAUUAUGGGAGAUGUUGAAGACCCUUCUGUUGGAUUGAACAAAAUCUUGCAAAAUAGUGGUGCUGGUUCUCAGAAUGUUGAUUUUCAUGGUGGUUUUGGUGUUUUGGAACAUCAACAAGGUUUGAAUAAUAACAACAUGGAAGGUUCUGUUCAACAAGGGAAUUACAAUGUUUUUCCUUUCAUGUCUGAAAACAUAGAUAGCCAUAAUGCUAAAUCUGGUCCUGAAUCUAUGUUUGGUAACUAUCCUAUGCUGACAUCGUCAUCAACUUCUGGUGUGUUUUGUUCUCAGCAGCAACAGAAUCAAGAGUUUGGUGUUGUUGAUGAUAAGCCUCAAGUUAUUAACCCUAAUUUUAUGAUGAACCAUAAUCAAGUUCAAUUCUCGGAGAAUCCUUCGUUCUUUGUUCCAUUGCCAUAUCCUCAUGUGCAAGAGCAACAGGUUUUCUCUCAGAGUCAGUUGAAACGACCGCUUUUCGACGCUGUUGGGAACAAUUAUUCUGUACCGAAGUUACCGCUUUUGGAUUCUGGCCAAGAAAUGUUUGCUAGGAGGCAUCAGCAACAAACACAGCUUCCAUUGUUUCCUCAUCAACAUCUGCAGCAGCAUGAACAACAACAGCAAUCAUCGGUUGUUCCGUUUACGAAGCAGCAGAAGGUGAGUUCUACUAUUGCCGGAGACGACGCAAGCAACCAGCUUCAGCAGAGUAUAUUUGAUCAACUAUACAAAACUGCUGAGCUGAUAGAAGCUGGUAAUCCGGUUCAAGCGCAAGGGAUAUUGGCGCGGCUCAAUCACCAGCUCUCACCAAUUGGUAAGCCUUUUCUAAGGGCUUCUUUCUAUGCGAAGGAAGCCUUACAGUUAAUGCUUCAUUCGAACGGUAACAAUCUCAAUGCUUUUUCACCGAUUAGUUUCAUAUUCAAAAUCGGAGCUUACAAGUCUUUUUCCGAGAUAUCGCCUGUUCUUCAGUUCGCCAACUUUACUUGUAAUCAAGUCCUAAUUGAAGCCUUGGAAAGGUUCGACCGAAUUCACAUUGUUGAUUUCGAUAUAGGGUUUGGAGUACAAUGGUCUUCUUUUAUGCAAGAGCUUGUGUUAAGAGGUAAUGGUAUACCUUCACUUAAGAUUACUGCUGUUGUAUCGCCCUCGUCUUGCAAUGAGAUUGAGCUCAAUUUCACCCAAGAGAAUCUGAGUCAGUAUGCGAAAGACCUCAACAUGCCGUUUGAGUUCCGUAUUUUGAACAUGGAAUUCUUGAACUCUCCGUCGUUUCCUCAACCAGCUCAUUUCUUUGAUAGUAACGAGGCGAUUGGUGUGAACUUCCCUGUUUCAAGUUUUAUAGGUUAUCCAUCAUCUUUCCCUUUGGCCCUUCACUUUGUCAAGCAAUUAAGGCCCAAAGUAGUUGUCACUUUGGAUAAAAUUUGCGACCGACUCGAUGUUCCGCUUCCGACCAACGUUGUUCAUGUUCUUCAAUGUUACUCAUCCUUGCUCGAAUCACUUGAUGCUGUAAACGUGAACCUCGACGUACUCCAAAAGAUUGAGAGGCAUUUCAUCCAACCAAACAUCAACAAAAUCGUCCUCGGUCACCACCACCGUUCGCACGAGAAAUUACCUCCGUGGAGGAACAUGUUUCUUCAAUCCGGUUUCUCUCCUUUCACAUUCAGCAACUUCACGGAAGCACAAGCUGAGUGUUUGGUUCAAAGGGCACCUGUGAGAGGAUUUCAAGUGGAAAGAAAGCCUUCAUCUCUUGUUCUAUGCUGGCAGAGGAAAGAACUCAUCUCAAUUUCAACUUGGAGAUGCUGAAGAAUGACUAAUUUAUAAGCUUAAAGGUGAUGAUUGAUUGGUAACUUUAUGUUGAAGUGUUUAUGUAAUUGUUUGUGUAAUUUUUAGGCUUAUUUAUGUGAUCCAUACCCAAAUGUUUUGUUAACAAAAUGGGUUGGUAUCUAUGAUUUCAAAACUCUAUUAUUAGUACUAUGUCUCUCUGAACAUCGGUAGUUGUAGUAAUUAUGUAUGCCUAUGUAACCGUUUCUUUGUUAUCUUGAACACAAUGCGAAUUGCUUAAUAAGAAACAAACAAUUCAGGCAA
This is a messenger RNA of Trifolium pratense (red clover), 2778 nucleotides long. Its product is annotated as scarecrow-like protein 27. The record is from RefSeq and is a predicted model, not a curated record. Gene Ontology annotation, cellular component: nucleus. The transcript is spliced from 2 exons. The coding region runs from base 286 to 2496 and encodes 736 amino acids. Lineage: Eukaryota; Viridiplantae; Streptophyta; Magnoliopsida; Fabales; Fabaceae. Gene Ontology annotation, biological process: regulation of DNA-templated transcription. Gene Ontology annotation, molecular function: sequence-specific DNA binding; DNA-binding transcription factor activity.